GAUAGGAAUAUAUCCCUACAGAUAGGGAAAUAACGAUAAAAACAUUCAAGAAGAAACAGACAACAAUGUCGUGUUCGGAUUCGCAAUCGUCCAACAAAACGUGGGAAUUAAGUAUGUACGAAUUGCAUAGAACUCCUCAGGAUUUAAUUACAGACAAUACAGAAAUAGCAGUGUUACCUAGAAGUCUUCGUACCGAGUUGAGAUGCCCUAUUUGUUUAGAUUUAUUAAAAAAUACCAUGACAACCAAAGAGUGUUUGCAUCGCUUCUGUCAAGAAUGCAUUAUAACAGCUCUGAGAAGUGGAAACAAAGAAUGUCCGAACUGUAGAAAAAAACUUGUUUCGAAAAGAUCGUUACGUCCCGAUCCGAAUUUUGACAUGCUUAUCUCGAAGAUUUAUCCCAGUAGAGAAGAAUACGAAGCUCAUCAAGAAAGAGAAUUGGCAGAAUUGAAUGUACAACAUAGUCAGGCUGUUGCUCAUAGCAUAGAAGAAGGAAUGAGAAUGCAAGUAUUGAAUCGAACAAAUCAAAAAGUUAAGAAACAGUUUGGCGAAGAGAACGGUUCCUUGCCCGUUCCGCUACCCGUUCCGGCGUCCAAGCCGAAUCCCACCGUUCCCGUCUCCAUACCCGUUUCCAUUCCGGUGCCGGUCUCCGUCGACGGUGCGUCGUCGCAGCCCCGUAAGAAACAGAAGUUGAGAUUGGAAGUGGAUUUGCCUUCGAGAGAACGGGACGAUCACGACGGCGGAACGGAAUCCGAGACGUUGGAAGCCGUCGGACAGGACGUGGAAAUCGGUCCCGGAGCGCCGAAUGAAAUCGAACUCGUUUUCAAACCCCAUCCCGACGACGUGGACGAUACGGAUCUGAAUUUGUUGCAAGUUAGAUAUAUCAAGACUACCGCAAAUGCUACAGUGGACCAUUUAUCCAAAUAUCUUGCAACUAGGAUAGCACUAGACAGAAGACAAGAUGAUCCCACUUCCAAAUUAUUAUCCGAGUUAUCGCCCUUUUCUAUUUUUAUAGCAGUUUCUCACGGGCAGUUUCACCUAUUGAAGGGAAGCUUAACCUUAGAUCAAGUAAAUGAAAAAUAUUGGAAAGUAAAUAAACCUUUGGAAAUGUACUAUGCAUUUAGAAAAUCUUGAAAUAAUUUGAUUACAACUACAAAUUGUCUGUCUCCUUUAAAGUUUACAGUGCAAAUAUAUUACAGGGUUUGAGUAGUUUGACUACAUCUAACAGCUUAUUCUUAUAAAAAUUCCAUUAAUAGUUCAUGCAAAAGUUUAUUAAAUCUUUAUAUGAAUUUAAAUCUUAUUUUAAUAAUACAGAGUAAUUUAUAGCUGUAUAAUAUCGUACAUUGAAAAAUAAAAUUGAAAUUUAGAACAAAGAGUCUAAAAGUAAUUAAGAAUAUUAAGAAUACAUAAUUUUAUAGAUGAUUCUUGAUUAUAUUUUAAGAAUAUAUCAUCAAAUUUUUUAGUAUCUCUUGGUUAUCUAUGAUUGCAAAUUAAUUGGGAUGUCAAAUGAAACAGUAUGUGGCCAAAAGUAAUUGAGAUGCUGAAAUAAAGAAUGAGCAGAAUAAGAAAAAAAAAAUAUUAUACAGAAAACUAUUCUGUAAACAUAUAUUUUACCAUCUGGCUAAUUUUUUGAAGGAAUUCUGCAGGUCUACAAUACCACUAGUUGUCAAAAGAUGGCUAUUAUUAUGUUCAUCCAAAAUGUGUCAAUUCAUUUACAAUUUUUUUAAGAUUCCAGAGGUUUUACUGCAUUGGUUGGGCAUGAUGUUUCAACCCUUAAAUAUUUGAAUUGUUUAAAAUCAGGAGAGCUUUGUAGCACUGACAACAUUACUAACAGUUAUGUUCUGAUGCAAUUUCAAGUGACAAUAUGCAGUUUGUUUUAUUUUUUUAUUUGUCUCCAAGAAAGUAAUUGCAAUUCUAAAAUUAAUUUAUAACUUAAAUAAAUGUUUA
Molecule: messenger RNA, 1943 nt
Organism: Centruroides sculpturatus (bark scorpion)
Lineage: Eukaryota; Metazoa; Arthropoda; Arachnida; Scorpiones; Buthidae
Product: E3 ubiquitin-protein ligase RING2-like
Exons: 3
Coding region: 66-1130 (354 amino acids)
Cellular component (GO): PcG protein complex; ubiquitin ligase complex
Molecular function (GO): ubiquitin protein ligase activity; chromatin binding
Source: RefSeq, a predicted model, not a curated record